AUGGCUGACUGCCGAGCAAGAUGGCUGCUUAUAAACGUGCUCCAGCAUAUGGCUCAAAUACCAUUGAAAAUUACGCUUGCAGAAACACUCAAACUACCCCAACCAACUAUGUCUCAACCCAAGACAAAUAAAUGUACCUCAAGAGCUGAAAAGCUAAAUUUUUGGGGCCAGAAGUCGUCCUCCGCGUCUGAGGCCACGCGGGCUGCUCUACAAGGUUGCGCUGAAGAUUCCGACGCCAGUAAUCACACUGGAAUUCCGGACGAGUUAAAACCCACUGAAUGCCUCACAAGAGAUUAUUUCAAGAGAGCUCUCGAAGCCAUGUCGACAAAGCUCAUACAUACCUGGCAAUCAACGGCAGACCAACUCAGAAAAGAGGCCCUUGACCUAUCCACCAGAACGUCUCACACAGAGAAGAAGUGUAAGGAAUUAGCCUCCGCCCACAAUGACAUGGCAGACUAUGUACAGGCCCUAGAGCACAAGAUGGAGAUAAUGGAAACCCGCAUGGUUUAUUAUGAAGACAGGGCACGCAGAAAUAACUUGCGUCUGCGUGGAAUUCCAGAAUCUGUGCUCCGCGGAGACCUCCCAGUAUAUGUCUGGGGCCUUAUGCAUGCCUAUGCCCCAGGAAUACCCGCAGACAUGCUAUUAGUCGACUGGGUUCAAAGAGUCACCAAACCAAAAUACUUACUGGACUCUGCACCCCGCAAUGUGCUGCUCAAGUCACAUUAUUUUCAUGUUAAGGAACUUAUUCUCUGA
Pelobates cultripes (western spadefoot toad) is the source of this 753-nucleotide messenger RNA. The record is from the annotation of a GenBank genome assembly. NCBI's taxonomy places the organism in Eukaryota, Metazoa, Chordata, Amphibia, Anura, Pelobatidae.